AUGGACGAGCUAGACAAGAGAACCACUCCGGCAUCGGGACUACCUAUUGCCUUUCAUGGCACGGUCAUUCAUUCCAAAUCAUUGGAUGACCUCGAGAUCCUGGAGAACUGUUUUCUACUCAUCGGCAAAGAUGGAAAAAUCCAAGCUCUAGUAGCAGAUGUCCAAGCCGACCAAAUAAACGAUCUGCUGUCAGAAAAUGGCUAUGCACCCGACGUAUUUCCAGUGAAACACCUGAAGCGCGGAGAGUUCUUGUGUCCCGGCUUCGUCGACACCCACAACCAUGCCCCACAGUACGCGCAGCGGGGGAUAGGAAGAGGCAUCGACCUUAUGGAAUGGCUGAACGAAGUGACCUUCGCCCAUGAAGCCAAGUUCAAGGAUCCAGAAUAUGCAAAGAAAAUGUACACCCUUUGCGUGGCGGGCUUCCUGCAACAAGGCAUUACCACCGCAUCAUAUUAUGGCUCGCACCACGGUCAGGCAACUCAAAUCCUCGCAGAAGUGUGUUUUCAAAAGGGGCAGCGCGCCCUCGUGGGAAAAUGUAACAUGAAUCGCAAUGCCCCAGACUGGUAUCGAGAUGCUUCGGUACCGGACUCACUCCACGAAACGCGCGAGUUCAUUCAAUAUGUUCAGCAACUUGAUCCUGAUAGUCAUCUGGUGAAACCAAUCCUGACGCCACGAUUUGCGAUAUCGUGUGAGCCCGAUUUGUUGGAGGGCAUUGGAGCCAUUGCUGCUGAGCAUCCCGAUUUGCCAAUCCAAACACACUUCAACGAAGCGAAACAAGAAAUAGGAUUUACAAAACAGCUAUUUCCGGAGUUCAAGACGGAAGCAGACCUAUACGAGAGAUAUGGUCUUUUGAAUAAUCGAUCUAUUCUUGCCCAUUGCAUCUUCCUCCAAGAAGAAGAAAUCAAUCGUAUCAAAGAACUUGGUUGCGGAGUCGCCCAUUGUCCGAUUUCGAACACCACCAUGCAGGACUUCAUGAUAGCGCCUAUACGCGAAUACUUGCGGCGUGGUAUCAAAGUUGGACUGGGGACUGACAGUGGUGGAGGGUACUCGUCUUCAAUCUUGGAUGCCAUGAAGCACGCGUUUAUUGUGUCUGUCGCACAACAAACUGCGACCAAGGGUAAGGACCCUGCGUUGUCUUUGCGCGAGGGCUUUUUCCUUGCCACACUGGGCGGUGCGCAGGUUUGUGGCCUCGAUGAUAGGGUUGGAAAUUUCGUAGUGGGCAAAGAGUUUGACGCUCUUGAGAUUCACACAAUUGAUCUUGAUCGCCCUGGGAUAAUGAGUCCGGUGGAAGAUGAAGACUCAACAAAGGUGAUAUUUGAGAAGUUCCUUAUGACUGGUGAUGAUCGAAAUAUUGUCAGAGUCUACGUGGGUGGGCGAUCUGUCAAGGUUUAG
Penicillium brevicompactum is the source of this 1392-nucleotide messenger RNA. RefSeq names its product putative guanine deaminase. The transcript has a single exon. The coding region runs from base 1 to 1392 and encodes 463 amino acids. Gene Ontology annotation, molecular function: zinc ion binding; guanine deaminase activity. The record is from RefSeq and is a predicted model, not a curated record. Lineage: Eukaryota; Fungi; Ascomycota; Eurotiomycetes; Eurotiales; Aspergillaceae. Gene Ontology annotation, biological process: guanine catabolic process. Gene Ontology annotation, cellular component: cytosol.